CAUAUUUCUGUCAAACAAGUUGCUGCUCAACAAGCACGUUACUAACCAUGUAUUUUGUUUACGUUGAAGUCAACUUUGAUGAUGCAUACGAGCUUAGCUUUCGUGAAAGACGAGCCGUUAACCGUUGUGUCCAACAAAAAAACACCUUUAACCUUUGCGCCCUCGUGAUACUUUUCAGUCAUCAAUUUAAGUGCUUAAUUCGCUCUAGUUUUAACAAUUGUCAACCGAUUUUAACCAAACUUGCAAAUAAUCGGGAAUUCAUUCAAGUUUCUUAGGCUGUAUAUGUUGGUCAGGUCAGAUAACCGGUUCCGGAUUUAUAUGAAAAUUCCAUUGGGUUUGUCCGAGGGUCAUUUAUGCUAUUUUCAUUAAUUUUUCAACGUCUAGCUUUAAGUCUGCUAUUAGGUGAUAUGAAUAAAAAUCAAACUCGAGCUUACUUUGCUAAAACUAACAUGUUGACGUUGUUUUUGAGCAUUUACUUAAAUUGGUAUGAUAAAAAAAUCUCACGAGUAAAAACUUUUCGAACAUCAAACAUCUAUCAAAUUGGUAUGAAUAAAAGUUCAAAAUUUGAGCAUAUGCUCAAAACAUGUUGAGCAUGGCAUUCAGCGUGCUCAGGUAGCAUUUACUUUUUAAAUGUGAAUUGUGACUGUAAUCAAAAUGUAUUCGUUAAAUUUUCUGCCACUUCCACUUCCAUUAAUUGCUGGAAUAAACAAUUGGGAAUGUGAUCCCAUCCGUGCUGUGAAAAUUUACACAUCUCGACGUUUCGGGGAUGACAGAAAUUUUAAAGAUUUGUAUAGAUUUUCUCGACAAAACGUGGACCGUUUGGUAGAACUUUUUUUGGCCGAUUAUGAUGAAACGCGAGGAGGUGCUUUAAGCAAUACACACAAAAUGAAGUGUUUUUUGAGAUACGUUGGUGACCCAGGUUUUCAGGGAAUUGGCGAGGACCUCGGUGUUCACCAAACAACAGUUUGUAAAACUGUAUGGAAUGUAUGUCAAGCAAUCGUAGGCAAGGCUCACGAAUGGAUAAAGUUCCCUUUAAACAUUGCUGAUUUAGAACAGGAUAAGAAAAUUUGGCAAUCAAAAUAUUCGUUUCCUAGCGCAAUAGGAGCAAUUGAUUGUACUCAUAUAUUGAUCAAAAGUCCACAUUCCUUUAAAGAUGAAUUCAUCAACCGCAAAGGUUUAUAUUCCUUCAACGUGCAAGCAACAUGCAAUGCGAGCGAAUUAUUUACCAGUGUUGAUUGUAGAUGGGCUGGAUCGGUACAUGAUGCACGCAUAUGGCGCAACUCAGAUAUUUACAAUACAAUCCAUGAAAACGAAAGUGGAGCAAUUUUAUUAGGCGACGAGGCGUACCCAUUAACCCCAUGGCUUAUGACACCAUACAGAAACCCAGUUUCUGAUCCGCAUAAGAAAUACAACAUACUUCACACGAAGGAGCGAGUUAUAAUUGAGCGCUUAUUUGGUCAAGUUAAACAAAGAUUUCCUAUUCUUCAAUCCAAGAUUCGAAUUAAAACAGAUCGAGUUCCAUCAAUGAUUAUUGCAUGCUUCGUACUACACAACGUAGCUAAAAUCCUAAAUGAUGGUGACUUCGAAGUGCCAGAAGGAUCUACAACAAGCAUUCCUGUUCCAGUUCUUCUAGACAGAAAUGUAACUGUGACUAUGCGAGGUAAAAAUCGUCGAGAUGCUAUAGCGGCCUUCGUUGACAACAACAAUCUAUUGCGAAUAAGAUGAAU
This is a messenger RNA of Topomyia yanbarensis, 1727 nucleotides long. RefSeq names its product putative nuclease HARBI1. The transcript has 2 exons. Lineage: Eukaryota; Metazoa; Arthropoda; Insecta; Diptera; Culicidae. The record is from RefSeq and is a predicted model, not a curated record. Bases 655 to 1725 code for a protein of 356 amino acids.